AUGGAGGACAAGCAAGGCACUGAGCCCCCAGCCCUGCCGGGAGAGCCGGGAGCCUGUGGGGAGGCAGGCACCCAGCCCCUGAGCUCCAUCAUCAUCCCUGGGUAUACAGGAUUCAUCCCCAGAAGCCAGCACUUCUUUGCCAAGACCUUCUCCGAGAUCUACAAGGAGGCCAAGAGCGACUUUGCUAAGCAAAGGCUGAGAGCUGCCGGCAGGGAGCAGGCCUGGCUGAAGACGCAGCCGUUGCCGCAGGACCUCGCGCAUGAGCGUGACGUGAUACAGGACCCCUCAGCUGAGACCUCAGGACCAGGCUGCCACCAGGGCCACCCAGCGCCAGCAGCAGCAGUGUUGGCAGCCUCUGCCCCGCAUGCAUGGCUGCAUGACUAUCAGCCACAGCGCUCCCCCUACUCCAUGGAGGAUGAUGACCCCCAGAAAUAUUUCAUCUUAGGCUUCAUGGGCUUUGUGCCCCGCGCCCGGUUCCUGAUCGGGAAAAGCUACCCGAUUACCACCAACCGGGCCCUGAUGGAGUUUAGCCACAUGGCCCUGAAGAAAGGUGGCAGGAGUGAGACCAAGGAAGGAGCACCAUCCUCCCACCCCAGGGAAAAAACCUACCCAAUGGAGACAGGCCUACUACCUCACUACGCAGGCUAUGUCCCAGGUUACAAGUUCCAGUUUGGUCAUACUUAUGGUCACCUUACUCACAACGCCCUGCGACCGAGCACCCUCAAGAAGCAGAUGCCAGACUAA
Molecule: messenger RNA, 744 nt
Organism: Tinamus guttatus (white-throated tinamou)
Lineage: Eukaryota; Metazoa; Chordata; Aves; Tinamiformes; Tinamidae
Source: RefSeq, a predicted model, not a curated record